Messenger RNA from Aspergillus lentulus, 960 nucleotides. NCBI's taxonomy places the organism in Eukaryota, Fungi, Ascomycota, Eurotiomycetes, Eurotiales, Aspergillaceae. The record is from RefSeq and is a predicted model, not a curated record.
AUGUCUAACGGCGCGGGCAUCGGAACAUUCCAGAGUUACUACGAAACCACCCUUCCACCGGAGUACUCCCCCAGCGCCAUAUCAUGGAUUCCAAAGCUGCAGGUUUCCUUCAUGUUCGGCAUGGGCCUCAUCGUCGGAAAACUAUAUGAUAUAUUCUGCCCCCGGCACAUCAUCCUCAUAGGCUCAUUCCUCCAUGUCUUCGGCCUCAUGAUGGCCUCGCUGGCCGCAAAAUACUACCAGCUUCUCCUCUCCCAGGGCAUCUGCAGCGCUAUCGGCGCCGCAGCCAUCUUCCAGCCUGCGAUGGGGUGUAUCCCCCGCUGGUUCAGCCGCCGGCGUGGCGCCGCGUACGGGGUUGUCUCCACGGAAUCAAGUAUUGGCGGAGUGGUGUUCCCGAUUAUGGUUAGUCGGCUGAUGAAGAGCGUCGGAUAUGCGUGGACGAUGCUCAUUGGCGCGUUCGUCAUCCUGGGGCUACUGGAUGUUGCGAAUUUGACGGUCCGCGCGCGCGGACGAGGAUGGUAUCUUGUUGCGAUACUCAAUGCGGGGAGUCUUCUGGGGCGAUUGUCUGCCGGGGUGUGUUCUGAUCGGGUCGGGGCGUAUAACAUCUUUGUCUGUGUGGUUUUUCUGGCUGGGGUGGUGGUGCUGGGGUUGUGGAUUCCGGCCGCGGGGAAUGCAGCCAUCAUUGUGUUUGCGGUGGUGUUUGGGUUUACGACCGGGGCAUAUGUCAGUCUUGCGCCGGCGCUGGUGGUGGAUAUUUCUCCGCUGGAGGAGAUCGGCUACCGCACGGGGCUGAUGUUUCUGUUUGCGUCUGUUGGUGGACUGACGACAAGUCCGAUUGGGGGAGCCAUUCUGCAGCGUGAUGGGGGCUCGUAUACCGGGAUGAAAGUCUUCUCGGGGGGAUGUUGCUGGUUGGCACGGGCUUUGUGGUGGCGGCCAGGGUGGUGCAGACGGGUUGGGUGCUAA